UAGGACAAACGUUCAUUUCUUUUGCUGAUCAAAAAAUAUGAGUUGAUUUUGGAAUUCAAAUUUUAAUGGAUUGUUCAGACAGUUCUGAACCUGAUGAUGAUAUUCAUGGGUUUGAAGAAUUUAUUGAUUUCAAUGAUAUCUAUAAUAACAAAGAAAAUAUUUCUUUUGGGACUGAUAUUGAUAUAUUACCUUAUAAACACUUAAGUGAUCAACAUAUAUGGGAAUUAAUUGAAUAUGAUAUGAUAAAAUAUACUAAAAUACUUAACUCUCUUUUACUCUGUGAAAAUUUGAUUAAUCAAUGGCAAUGCUUACAUAUAUUACAAAGUUAUAAAUGGAACAUAUCCAGAAUUAAGCAAGAAAUCAUUCAAUCAACCACCAAAAUUACCAAUUUUUAUAUUCUUUGUCAAAUAUUAAAAUUAUUAUCUUCUACCACUGACAAUACAAAUUAUAUAAAGAAUCAAAUCUGUGAGGUGUGCCUGACAAAUCUAAAUGUAGCAGCUUUGUCAUGUGGACAUUCUUUCUGCUUGCAAUGUUGGGAAACGUAUAUUGGACUUAAACUAACUAAGGUUUCGGAAGCGACUUUCCACGAUCCCGAUCUCACAAUUAGUACUGAUCGAAAAAGAAACGACUAUUAUAUCCAUAAAGAAAAUAAUUACAAUCUAGCGCCUUCCAUAAAUACCAGACCUCUGAGAUCAACCUACAAGAACCCUUCAUUUAGCACCUCGAACUAUUUAUUAAACUCCUAUGAAAGUGAAAUAAACGUUAUUUACAACUUUCCGAACAAUAAAACGCCUUUGGGUUUAAAGAGAACUGGUGGUAUAACUUGCAUGCACACUGAUUGUGAAAUGGAAGUCACGUUCGACUUUAUAGAAUCCUACCUCUCCCGAACGAUUAAAGACUCUUACAAAUCGAGACUUCUCAACGAAAUUGUUAAAGCUCAUCCUAAACUAACCAAAUGUCCUAAUCUAUCUUGCGAAGCUUACAUGCAAUCCAACGAAUCCCUUCCGAAGAAAAUUAUCUGUGACAAUUGUCAAUCUCAAUUUUGCUUUUUAUGUCGCGAGCCUUACCACGCCCCUUGCGAUUGUCUCACCAUAGCCUUAUGGACCAAGAAAUGCAGCGAUGAUUCCGAAACAUUAAACUAUCUAAGAGCCAACACCAAAGACUGCCCAAAAUGUUUUGUCAGCAUCGAAAAAAAUGGUGGUUGCAAUCAUAUGGCGUGCCGUGAAUGCAAACAUGAAUUUUGUUGGAUGUGUCUCAAAGACUGGUCGACCCAUAAUAAGGAAUAUUCUCAGUGUUCUAACUUUGAAAAUGAAGACCAUGUGUUUCAAACUGAUAGUAACACACAAGACUCGAUAUAUCAAACUUUUCAUAGCAAUAAACAGAUAUCCAAGGCAACCCUUGAAAGAUAUUUGUUCUAUUAUUCUAGGUGGGAAAAUCAUAAAAAAUCUCUGGAAUGGGAAGAACUCAAUAUAAAAUCAUGCAUCGAACAAAGGAGCUACGAUAAAAUGCUACAAUGCCAAGGCACUUGGAUAGAUUGGCAAUAUCUAUCUAAAGCUGCCGAUCUGUUGAUUAAAUGCAGGCACACACUUCAAUAUUCUUAUCCUUACUUACAUUUCGCGCCACCUAACCCGCAAAGAUACAUAUUUCAAAAACAAUUAUCCCAAUUAGAAAUAGAGCUCGAAAAUUUAUCAUGGAAAUUGGAGAGAGUUGAGAUCAACCAUAAAGCUGAACUGGAGAAUCAGAUGAAUUUGGUUGACAAACGAAGAAAUAUAUUAUUAAAAUCAUUUUACGAAAGGGAUAAUUUUUAAAAAAUAUUUAUUAUAUUUAAAGGAUAAAAAACAAAAAAAUAAAUAUUAUUUAAAGACUCAAAUCUUAUUAUUUCGUUUAAAUUGUAGAGAGUUAAUAAAACCAGUAAUAAACAUUUAUUGUUUUUUUGAAAA
Molecule: messenger RNA, 1940 nt
Organism: Gordionus sp. m RMFG-2023
Lineage: Eukaryota; Metazoa; Nematomorpha; Gordioida; Chordodea; Parachordodidae
Product: E3 ubiquitin-protein ligase ARIH2-like
Exons: 14
Coding region: 66-1808 (580 amino acids)
Biological process (GO): protein polyubiquitination; positive regulation of proteasomal ubiquitin-dependent protein catabolic process; ubiquitin-dependent protein catabolic process
Cellular component (GO): ubiquitin ligase complex; cytoplasm
Molecular function (GO): ubiquitin protein ligase activity; ubiquitin conjugating enzyme binding; zinc ion binding
Source: RefSeq, a predicted model, not a curated record